AUGGCGAGCCGACAGCUGCGGAAGCUGCGAAAGCAGCAGGAGUUGCUCAGCUCUGAAAAGGAGCCUCACGAGGGCAGCGAGGAGUCCGAGGAUGAGCCUGUUAUUUCCAAGCCGCGGGGUAACAUGUUCUCUGGGUUUGCCGCAUUAGGCGGAGAUGACGACCAGGACGGGGAUGACAACGACGACGACGAGGAUGAAGAUACACAGCAGCCUGCGCCAGAGGAGGCAUCCACGGGGCCAACCGAGCCGGCCAAGAAGAGCAAAAAGAAGUCCAAGAAGAAAAAGAAGAAGGGCAAGCAGACCGAGGCUUCCACUGCCCCGGCCAAAGAGGCGGACGAGCCCAUCGAUGAGAUCGACCAAGCCUUGCAAGAACUCAAGAUGGCGGCCCCGAAACCCGGACCCCGCCUUGUCGACACUCUAGGGACGACCCACUCGACGACUAGCAACCUCGACAAGCUACUGCAGAUUAAUUUCCAGCACCUCAAGGCGUUGAACGAAAUGCGCAGGGUGUUUGGCAAGGCCAUGGACGUGGCCGAGGGAGAGGAGCAGACGCAGAAUCAGCAGCAGCAGCAGCGCGGACUGCCCGCCAAUGUGGACCUCGAGACGUUCCUGAGCGCCCGGGCGGUCCGUCCCGGCCAAAACCCGCAACAGGGCGGCGGCAGCAGGAACAUGUUUGACACCAUUCUGCGGACGAACCCGUUCAUCGAUGGCAAGAAGUCGUGGCCACGGGGCACGGCUGAGGGCCUCAAGAUGAUCCGCGUCACCGAGGCAGGGUCGCAGCGGCAACAGCAGCAGCAGGGGCCCGUAGAGUUCGCCUUUGCACACGACCGGGACUACGACAUGCUGGAGGCCAGCUUCUUCCAGUUGGUGCAGAUGUACGACCCGAUGCAGAUUGUCGACUUUCUGUACCGGCACCCGUACCACGUGUCGUCGCUCAUCCAGGUGAGCAAGGUGGCGCGGCAGGACCAGAACUCGGCCCUGGCCGCCGACCUGAUCGAGCGGGCGCUGUUUACCUUUGGGCGGGUCAGCCUCAGCGAGUUCCGCAAGAAGCUGGAGAAAGGCCAGGCGAGGCUGAGCUUUGCGCGCCCGGAGAACCGGCAGUUCUAUCUGGCGGGCUAUAACCUGAUACAGAAGCUGGUCCUGAAGGGCACCUACCGGACCGCGCUGGAGUGGGCCAAGCUGUUCCUCAGCGUCAACCACCGGGACCCAUACGGGACCGUCAACUGGAUUCAUGUUCUUGCCAUACGCGCCCACGAAGCUGAGUGGUUCGUCCAGUUCUGCGCUUCCGGCUUUUUCGAGGAGCACAACUACGACAGUGACGACGACGACGAUGACGAUGACGCUCGGGUCCGUGACCGCAGCAGCGGCAACGGCAACGACCCCAACAAACUCUACGCUCAGCAAACCCUCCCACUCGCCCACUUCCAGCUCGGCGACACAGCCACAGCCAAAUCCGUCCUCGCCAAAGGCAUGACAACGCUCCCAUGGCUCUACUGCGCGCUCUUCUCCGCCCUCAACCUCGACGCGCCCAAGCCCAUCUGGGGCGUCCAGCCGCGCAACGAAGACGAGGCCCUCCACACAGAACUGUACCUCCACACAGCCAAAGACCUCUGGAACACGCCCCAACACACCACCCUCCUCAAAGAAACCGCCGCCUCCCUGUCGUCCACAACCACCACCCCCUUAGCCACAACCACCACCCCCUUAGACCCAGACCCCACCGCCCAAGUCACCCUCGCCACAGCCCGCUUCAUCUACCUCGACAACACCCCGCACCUAAUGUCCUCCGUCCCCCGGCAAAUGCUCCACACCGCCAUCCCCAACUUCGAAUUCGACCCUCUCCCUCCCGCGCAAGAAACCAACCUCUUCACAGCGCCAGCGCAACGUCUGGCGUGGUCAGCGACUGAAAUCGAGCGUGCCCGGCAGGACGCGGGGAACCGGCCUGCGAUGCUGGCGGGACCGGGGGCGCGGGCGUUGUUGGCGCAGUUGCGCGGGGAGAUUGAGGGGGCGGCGGAUGAGCGGUUGAGGAGGAUGGGGCAGGAGGAUCGGAGGAGGGGGGUGGGGGGUGCUGGCGAACGAGGUGAUGAUGCUGGUGAUGAUGCUGACUUUGGUGAUGAGGGUGAGAACGAAGUGGGAGAUGAGAAUGAGAAUGAACAAGAACACGAGCCCUCCCCGGGAAUGAUCAAUUUUCUGCGGAAUCUGAUGGGCGGGGGGCUGCGGGACUGGACGGCUGCGGGUGGUAUCGGGGCGGACGACCAGGGAGGGUUGCCACCGCCGCCGCCGCCGCCGAGGAUGACGAUGCCGGGGGCCUGGGACGAAGGGGGGGAUGAGGAGUGGGGGGAUGAUGACGCAGAUAGGCUGUAUGAGGAGCAUAUGAGGGGUCUUGGUGGUGGGGAUGCUGGUUGGGGUGAUGGGAAUGGGGAUGGGAAUGGCGGGGAGAACGAUGGGGAAGAGACAAACCGGGACGUACAUCCAGAGGAAGGGAGGCAAUAG
Dichotomopilus funicola is the source of this 2493-nucleotide messenger RNA. RefSeq names its product ribosome quality control complex subunit 1. Gene Ontology annotation, biological process: ribosome-associated ubiquitin-dependent protein catabolic process; rescue of stalled cytosolic ribosome. The record is from RefSeq and is a predicted model, not a curated record. Lineage: Eukaryota; Fungi; Ascomycota; Sordariomycetes; Sordariales; Chaetomiaceae. Gene Ontology annotation, cellular component: RQC complex. The transcript is spliced from 2 exons. The coding region runs from base 1 to 2493 and encodes 830 amino acids.